Messenger RNA from Rhodofomes roseus, 1359 nucleotides. RefSeq lists its product as uncharacterized. The record is from RefSeq and is a predicted model, not a curated record. Lineage: Eukaryota; Fungi; Basidiomycota; Agaricomycetes; Polyporales; Fomitopsidaceae. The transcript has 4 exons. Bases 1 to 1359 code for a protein of 452 amino acids.
AUGUGGGUUGGGGUUGGGUGCAGGGGGUGCAGGGAACGGGAGCUACCUGGAGUACUCGUGCCAGAUGUCUCAGGCAAUGUAUGGACCAAGUGUAACUUGGUCAGCGUCCAUAAAACGUUCAGCACGCGGUCCCUGGACACUGAAAACGUCGACACCUUGGUUGUGAACUUCAACACGAGCACAUACCAAAAUCUACUGCAUCCCCAUCAGGUUGAGGUCGUGAUUGCCGAGGAGGCGUUCGACUUCCCUGCGAACCAAGACUGGCACCAUCCGGAACAACUGCCGUGGGUGAAGCUCAAGCCACAGGAGCUCGGCACGGGGGAGCACACCGACGUGCCGCAAACACACGCCGCAUACACCCUCAUUGGGUGGCAUCGGAUCGAGGCGAGCAAGAAGAUGCUCGAGUCAUAUGUGGAGGUCAUGGCAAAAACCGAUGCGGAGCUCAGCACGACAGGAGAGAACAAUCCAAGGUGGAAGGGGUUGCGCACAAAACACAAAAAGCUGUACGCCUGCCUUUGCAGGCAUGGAUGCUGGCUAUGCAUCAUCUAUAAGUAUGGGUCGCCGGGCGACAGGAAAGCAGUGGAGUGGCAUGCGCAGAACAAGUCAUAUCCGAGCAAGGGGAAGACGCCGGAGGAGCAGAUGCACCAGAACAUGCGCAAAUUGUACAAAUGGCGCUCCACCGGGUCGGCCAAGGACAUGCUUCAGGCUCACAUCUGGCACAUCCAGCUAAGCACCAUUAUCCAUAACAUCCAGCCACCAGGCUCAUCCGGCAGCAUGAUGCAGAUGGCCCUGAUGCACAUAUACCGCACCCCCACGAUCUGGCAUUUCCUCUGCUCUCUCACGCCCAUCCUCAAUGUGUCGCUGCCUCUGUACAACAAUGGAUCUGAUCCAACAAAAAUGCGGGGCCCUGUUGCAUUGCGUCUAUUUGAUCGAUCGGGCACUGAACAAAUGAUCGCGCGGCUCUCUGCCCUGUCACUGCUCGUCUCCUGCCACCACAUUGCUGGCUGCACUCCCUCUAGCUCUUUUUGCUGCUCCUGCGCCUUGUACGCAAAUUUACCAUGGUACGCGACAAGAGGGCACACCAAAGGGGAAGGAAGGGGUGGCAUCCCAAGGGUCCCAACAUUCAAGCUGGCAAGCAUGAUUGCAAGCAACCACCCAGGCCACGAUAGAUACAAGGAGAAUGAAAAGCAGGCCGCUCCGGGACCAAGCAGGCCUCAUUGUGCAGCCGCAGGGAAGACAGUCGUGAAGGAGACAGAAAUGGAUGAAGAGAGCGACACUGGAGAUGAGGAGAGCAACACUGGGGAUGAGGAGAGCAACACCGGGGAUGAGGAGAGCGACAGCCAGGUACGCCCCAAAUAG